AUGGAUUCAUCGUUUAAAAUUGAAUAUGUGAAAAUGUGGUGGAAGUAUGAAUAUGGCUCACUUGAAAAUGAUCUAAAGCCCCUUGUUAAUGAUGAUGAUGCAACAAUGUUAGCCAUGUGUGCUGAGGAGAUUAAGUGUGAUGUUGAGAUAUAUACAGAGGCGAGAUUUUCUAGUGGUGAGAAGACUUAUAUGGAGAGGUCAAAAGAGAAAGAAAAAGGCCAUGGUAAUGUUGAGGAAAAUGAAGAUGGCGAGGACAGUGAAUCAUCUGAAGACUCUUUGGAUAGUAUACACUUUAAAGAUAAUAAAGAGGAGAGGAUGCAUGAUUUUGAUAAAGGCAUAGGUGAAGGGUUAAACAAUGGAGUGGAUAACAGUGCUUGUAUAGGUGGAGUGCAUAAUGGUGAUGGUACAGGUCAAAUGGAUAAUGUUGAUGAUACAGGUCAAAUGGAUAAUUGUCAAGGGAUACAUAAAGGGAUGAUUGCAACUGAGAUGGAUAUGGAAUAUGUAAUUGAUGAUGAUUGCAUCACAAGUGAGCUUGAUAGUGGGGUAUAUGAUGAUAGUGAUGAUGGUAGGCCCUCAGUAAUAAGGUUUAAUGAAGAUGAAAACCUUAGAAAAGAAUUUAAAUUCAAGGUGGGAAUGGAAUUUUCUUCUCUGAAGCAAUUUAAAAAUGUUGUACUAGAACACAUAAUGUGUUGA
Vicia faba (fava bean) is the source of this 693-nucleotide messenger RNA. NCBI's taxonomy places the organism in Eukaryota, Viridiplantae, Streptophyta, Magnoliopsida, Fabales, Fabaceae. The record is from the annotation of a GenBank genome assembly.